AUGGUGCGUGACCAGUUAUUCUAUGGAACUCGGGACAAAAAGUUGCGCAACAGGCUGAUGCGCGAGAAGGACUUGGCACUCGAGAAGGCCAUUGAUUUCUGCAAAGCGGCGGAGGCUGCCACGAGCCAGGCGCUACUAUGGGAGCAGGCAGAGACGGCACAGGUGAUCGGCGCAGUGGAAGGAAAGUUAGAAGGGCCGGCUCGGAGCAAGACUUUGCGGCGGUGCAACUUCUGCGGCAGCUGUCACCCGCCGCGAAAAUGUCCGGCAUGGGGAAAGAGGUGCGUGGUGUGCCGAAAACUGAACCACUUCGCGGCGUGCUGCAGAGCGAAGAGAAGCGUUCAAGAAGUUGAGUGCCCUGAAAAAAAGUCGGAAGAUGAUUUUGAAAUAUUAGACGUGGAUAUAGCCGGCGUCGUCAGCUCGAACGAUUGGAUCGUCCCGGUUAAAGUUGACACAGAUACAGUGCACAUGAAGGUCGACACGGGAGCCCAGGCGAAUUUGUUGCCGUUAUCUUUAUACCGGAGACUCAAGCGAAAGCCACCGUUCCGCCCCAGCCAGACUGUUCUUUCAGGCUAUGGAGGCAAUGCUAUACAGCAUGUUGGUACAACGGUGCUGCCUCUUCAAGUGGGCGAUAAAGGCGAACAGCUGGUUUUCUAUGUGGUGAAGAAGGGCAAACAGGCAUUACUCGGCCUUGAGGCAUGUGAGAAAUUCGGCUUUAUAGCACGAGUCCGGUCAGUGUCACAAGAGGAAGGAAUGGACAAGCAGCGGAUUAUUGAAGAGUUUCCCGCUCUAUUCCGUGGCCUAGGAUGUACGAGGCGGAAAUACAGGAUCAGCCUGAAAGACGAUGCGCGACCUAUAGCGCUACCAUCGAGGAGGGUGCCACACGCACUGAAGGAGCCCCUGCGCCAGGAGUUGGACCGCAUGGAGGCGGAGGGCAUUAUAACUCGGAUGCAGGACCCAACUGAUUGGUUCGACUUCACCCUGCAGUUCGUGCCUGGAAAGCAGCUCCUACUGGCGGAUGCGCUGUCGCGUCUGCGGAUCCCACCAGACUCAACUCGGGCAGAGGAAUAUGAAGAUGCAGCCAUACAUGCUGUGAACGUACUUUCAACCCUCGUCAGUGACGGCAUGGUAAAGAGGCUGCAGGCAGCGACGGCUGAAGAUAAAGACCUCAGGCGAGUGACGACCGCUCUCGAGAAUCGUGAGGCCAUUCAAGGCCAGUUAUCGCCGGUGGCAGCAGAGUUGUCGGUUGUGAAUGGUAUCCUUAUGAGAGGCGCUAAAGUAAAAAUACUUAAGAAGCUACGGAAAGAAAUGCUGGACCGCGUGCACGAGGGGCACCUCGGGGUGAACAAGGCAAAGGCGAGAGCUAGAGCCCUAAUGUAUUGGCCGGCUAUGCAAAAGGACAUUGAGGAAAAAACGUCAAAGUGUGAGACCUGCUGUCGCUACGCGUAUCGGCAGCCAUCAGAGCCACUGCUAAUGAAGCCUGUCCCUUUGUCGCCGUGGUCAAGAAUAGGGUUGGACCUGUGUGAGCAUGCGGGAGUGCACUACUUAGUGGGCUAUGACGCUCACUCAAACUACCCAGAAGUAGAACAGCUGACUGAAACAACGAGCCACCAAGUCAUCCAGAAACUGGAAAUGUGGUUUGCCUGGCAUGGGAUACCUUUAGAAGUGUGCACGGAUGGGGGACCGCAGUUCUCCUCGAGGGAGUUCCUAGAGUUUGCCAAGCUAUGCGACUUUCGUCACGUGGUUUCCAGUCCGAGGUUUCCAAGGGCAAAUGGGCUAGCUGAGAAAGGAGUACAAGUGUUCAAAAGACUCCUGAAGAAAACAAAGCAUGCUAAUGAGCCUCUGUGGCUUGGACUUCUAAACUACAGGUCAUCGGCACUAGAGGAUGGAAGGAGCCCUGCGCAGCUGCUGAUGGGAAGACAACUUCGAGGCCGUCUUCCAGACUUCUCCACCCCUCAAGCAACCGAGGUGAAGAAGCAGACACGAAGGCACCGGCCAAGGCCGGAACUACCGCCACUCAGGACAGGAGACACGGCCCGCCUUUUAGAAGAUCAGGGUUGGACUAGCAGAGCCAAAGUAACGCGGCAGGUCACACCACGAUCAUAUUUGAUGGAAACCGAAGACGGGAGCCUACUGCGUCGAAAUCGGCAGCACAUCCUGCGGACGGCAGAGCCGUUCCACUCGCCUAGUGACACAGCGGGCAGCCCCCGCCAUCCUCAGAAAGCUAAUGGCAGUGGCGAAGAAACAAGACCUGCAGGCACCCCAGAACGUCCACCAGCCUCUGGCCUGCACGACGCAGCAACUCCCAUGCGCCGCCCUGUGCGGGCAAGGAACCCGCGAGUGCGUCUAACUUACGAUGAGAACUUCGAGCAAGAACCUGGACCCUCACGCGGGAGUGAGGGAGGUGUAACGUAGCCCAGCCUAGCGGGAGCGCAUUGCCCAGCCGGCAACCCUGAGCUCCCAAGAGGCUGUUGCGCGUUCUC
Molecule: messenger RNA, 2480 nt
Organism: Dermacentor albipictus
Lineage: Eukaryota; Metazoa; Arthropoda; Arachnida; Ixodida; Ixodidae
Source: RefSeq, a predicted model, not a curated record